This is a messenger RNA of Homarus americanus (American lobster), 4431 nucleotides long. RefSeq lists its product as uncharacterized. The coding region runs from base 601 to 1926 and encodes 441 amino acids. Lineage: Eukaryota; Metazoa; Arthropoda; Malacostraca; Decapoda; Nephropidae. The transcript is spliced from 4 exons. The record is from RefSeq and is a predicted model, not a curated record. Gene Ontology annotation, cellular component: membrane.
UUUAAUAGAGAAAAUGGUAGUUUAACUGUUUCUUUUGGGGUAGUUUUAAUAUAAUCACAGGAGACAGCUCAGGUUACCAUACAGACAAAAUAAACUUAUAACCCAACUUCAACAUUUUUGAGAUCAUAAUAUACAAGUAAAGUCAUUUUGAGUAUUCAGCUUAAAAAAAUUUCUUUAGGUACUCCGUGUCGUUCGGGGUAACUAUACAACAUGGAUAGAGUUACCAGCUAGGUGAAAUCGCUGCUCGUCUUCCCGUCAUUUGUUUACACUCACCUCAGACGUCGUCGGGAGUUUACCGGUGUUCAUCGCUGCCCAACCAUCACCCGUUAACUCACUACUGACCUGUCUCCAGCGCCAGAGCAAAUAUACCUCGAACCUUGAAUGUAGAUCGACUUCCUUCAUAUCGGACGAUGAGAAAGAAACUAGACGUGAAAGAAGGGAAAUGAAAUAAGAAUCCACGUGUUUGAAGGCACAAGAAACGCAGAAAAGGGCAAUUGAACUACAAUUCUACACACGUUUAAAGCUACUGGGAAGGAAGUACCACCUCACCUGUCAUUAUCGUCAUCAUCAUCAUUAUCACCGUCAUUAUCAUCAUCAGUGAUGGAGAAGAAGGUUGGGGAGGCCAUGACAGAGGAAAGACCAAGGAAACAAUGGAGUUUUUGGAGGAAAUGGUGUAAUCAUGGCUUCUCAUUUUGGUGCAAGAAAUACUUUUGGGAAGGUCAGCUGAAGCACGGGGCGACAGACAAGGACUGUGAGGAUGUCGACACAACCUCCGGACCGUUCAGUGGCAUGUCGUCCAAAAAGCGGAAGCUCUUGGGGUUGUUGAUCCCGGCCAUGUUCUUCCACUUCUGGUACUGGUCCAUCAUGGCCUAUAAGAACCUCUUCUAUGUGUUUGCGGACACGUAUCCCAUGGCCAUCACUAUGGUGUUCGGCUCGGUCAUUUCCGGGAUGACAAGCGUGGGCGGAGGUGCGGUGGCAUUUCCCGUGAUGACGCUGGUGAUGAGAGAGACCCCAGAGGUGGCACGCGACCUCUCCAUGUCGAUACAGGCCAACGGGAUGACCGCCGCUGCUUUCUCGAUCCUGUUCAUGAAGGUUCACACAGAGAGAAACGCCUUACUGUAUAGUUUCCUGGGAGCUUUUGCUGGCGUGAUAUUUGGCCUGGAGGUGGUCGACCCCGUGCUGACUCCCUCUAUGAAGAAAAUGGGAUUCGUCAGUAUUUUCUUUGCCUUUGCUUUCACUUUGUUUUUAAUAAAUUGGAACCCCAAGAGAAAGACCUACAAUAAUAUUCCCGAUCUAACGUGGUGGAAGAAGCUGAUGAUUUUUAUAUUCGGUUUUAUCGGAGGAAUAUUCACGUCGUUCUCUGGGAGCGGCGCGGACAUCUGCAUGUUCAGUCUUCUCACUCUGUACUUUAAGGUGUCGGAGAAGGUGGCGACUCCAACGUCGGUGGUUUUAAUGGCCGCUACCUCGAUGGGUGGGUGGUGGUGGAGGGCGUUUGUGACGGUGGGGAUGCCUCAGGAGAGUUGGGAUUACUUACUCGCUCUCAUUCCCAUCGUUACCAUCGGGGCUCCGCUCGGGGCGCUCAUCGGCUCGCACUUCCACCGUCUGGUUUUGGCCGCGUUAGUUUACAUCCUCAACACUGCGUCUCUAAUCAGCGCGUUCGUCAUAGUGCCCCAGACGGCCGCUCUGGCCGGGGGUUCCGUGGCCGCCAUGGUUGGCAUGUUCUUCGUGUACUCCGUCAUAUACAAACUCGGGGAACGCAUGAACGCAAAAUACGAGGCAACCGUCGUUAAGAAAAAACAGGACACGGAGAUCAAAGUCGAUAAAUCCAACGGCCACUUCCAGACUAACGGCCUCAAGUUGGACCGUAUCGACGGGGCAGAUAAUCCGAGCUACCACAACAAUGAAGAAAAUAAUACAAAAUUGUAGCUCCUGUAGAAUAUCAAGCCACUAGCCCCUGUAGAGUGCCAGCCCACACCUGUAGCUUUAUCCUGGUUUACUGUACCAUAUAGAAGCUAAAGUGUAUCUUGGCCAUGUAGCUCUGACAGUGGCCCGGAGAUCUGGACAUAGGAGCUUCAUAAACAACACUUCGGUCGUCUGGGCGUUACCUCAGAGAUGGGGUGUUGGCCGUUAUGAUAAAUUUGUUUUUAUAAAGUUCCCUUGAGUUACGUAUUAUUACUCUUAAUUUAUUACAAAAUUUUACUAUUCCUUUCAUUUCCCACAUUUUGUAAGAUUGUAAUGUUCUAGGGAGAAGGUCAUCCUUGUCCCAGGUUGUGUUGAGUUUUAGUUCAAUUGUAUUUCUUGCCAGUUUUAUUCUACCAUUAGUUUCUCUACAAUCUAGUAAAUGUUUGUUAUUUAGAGAAAAACUUGUACGGUACAGUAUUAGUGACGUUUCAGAACCCGUAAAUUUGGCUUAUUUCACCUUGUGAGUAAACAGACUAAUGCUGACUAGUGGGUUUUGUUAAGUUAGGUUAACAUUAGUGUGAUUACUCUUAACCCCUUAUGUAUGGGAUCUGUGCUGAAUAAAAUCCUCUGGCAUUUGAAAUAUUCAAUACUAAAGGUGGCGUCCCCGUAUUGAAGGGGUUACGGUGAAGUAAGCAAGGGUGCCUAAUCCUCGCCUGAUGCGAUUUUUCUCUCCUCACUAUGUAUUGAGGAGAGGGAUGUAGAAAUCACAGACGAUGUUGAUGUUUGUAAUAGACACGACAGAUGUUAGUGUUGAUGUGUCUAGCAGUGAGUUUGUUUGGUGCCGAUGAGUUAAGAUGAUUAGUACUGUACCUAAACCAAUCCCUGCCUCUCUUUCCCAAUCCCCACAAAUACCACCCUAGUAUUUCCAAUCCAAUUAAAGCAGAUUAGUGGAAAUGUGAGAUUAAGAUAAUAAAUUAUUGUUUUUUCAUGAGUCAGUUUGUGGAUUCAGUCUUGUUUGGUCAUAAAGUAAUUUGGCAAUAACUAUUUUCUGUGUCUUUCUUUGAGCUGUUAUGGUCCCUUUACCUGAGGAGUAGACACCCUAGUGUAUUCACCUAAUGAUUAAACUCCCCAAUACUACCUGGAAGGGGAUAUGUUAGGUUAGCAAUAGGUUGCUUAAUCUUCAGGUGAAAUAAGCUGGUGUCUAAUCUUCAGGUGAAAUGAGCGAUGAGGUCUACUCAAAUUCUCAUGUUAGUUCUAUAAUCAUUAUUUAUUAACUUUUAUGAUAGAUUGUAACCAAAUUCUAUGCUUAGAGGAGUUGCAGUUUGAUCUCCAAAGAAUUCGGUACAUAAUUUAUUGUCGAGAUGUAUUAGGGCUUCUCGUAUUUGGUUGUGAUUCCAAGAGGGUUGUGGCCAGUCUCAGUAGAACACUGUUGUUGUGGCUGUGUUAUUGUGUUGUGAAGGAAGUAGUACUGUAUUUGUGAUAUUGUGAAAAAUUUGGUGCCAUGUUUGGUUUUACAGUUAACCCCCUUGUGUACGUGGGGGGGGGAGGGGGUGUCUUCCCUGUAUAAGAUUGUCUGAGGUUCGCCAAAUAGAUCAUUAAAAGUGUCGUCCCAUAGUGAUGGGGUCAGUGAAGAUAGUUUAUAAAUCCCUUGUCUAUGGGACGUCUCUGGUGAAUAAAAUAGUCCUGUGAUCUUUCCCAUCGUAUUUAAACAAUUCAGGUCAACUGUUUGUUUAUUAUUCGUCUAAGUACAGUAUUAAGUAACCAAAUUUCUUGAAAUAUUGUUAAGAGACCUUAGAAUCUCACAAUAUCUUCACAUAGGAAUUACAUAUUAAUUUUCUGAGGCCUUGAUAGAUGUUAAGGUCUGUGUUCUGUGAAUUUGUUCUUGUGGAUAAUAUUAACAGUGGGUGUAUGGGUCUGUGUUGUACCAGGACCUCUGUAUUGCUCUCAGUAUCUUAAUGUAUUAAUAGUUUAUGUUCCUUGGUCCACUGUGUCUUCCUUCAACACAAAUGAUGGAAAAAUGUUAAGUUGAUCUGUGUUGGCUGUAGGGGAGGUGAUGACUCUUAAGCUGUGGCACAUUCUCAAUGUUUCUCUAUAUUAAUGAUUUUGCAUUUCUUGGUCCAGUGUAUGAUGGAAUGACCUGUUCCUUGGUCCACUGUACAAUAGAAUGACCUGUUCCUUGGUCCACUGUACAAUAGAAUGACCUGUUCCUUGGUCCACUGUACAAUAGAAUGACCUGUUCCUUGGUCCACUGUACAAUAGAAUGACCUGUUCUUUGGUCCACUGUACAAUAGAAUGACCUGUUCCUUGGUCCACUGUACAAUAGAAUGACCUGUUGCUUGGUCCACUGUACAAUAGAAUGACCUGUUCCUUGGUCCACUGUACAAUAGAAUGACCUGUUCCUUGGUCCACUGUACAAUAGAAUGACCUGUAGGGGUAUCGAGAUAUUAAUGUGGUCUAGCACUCAGGAUGGAAGGAAACUCUAAUGUGGUUUUCUUGUAUAAUAUAUAAGUUAUAUGAUAGACAGUCUGG